Diprion similis is the source of this 5003-nucleotide messenger RNA. RefSeq lists its product as uncharacterized. The coding region runs from base 63 to 4826 and encodes 1587 amino acids. The transcript is spliced from 16 exons. NCBI's taxonomy places the organism in Eukaryota, Metazoa, Arthropoda, Insecta, Hymenoptera, Diprionidae. The record is from RefSeq and is a predicted model, not a curated record.
GAACUCUCUGAGGUUUUGUUGUUAGCUUACAAAUAUCAGUACGGUGCCACAGAAGAUAGAAGAUGCCUAAAUGCUGGAUUCUAUUCGUGAUUGUAAUAUGCGUUAUAAAAGUAUCAAGUGCAUUUGAAACGGGAGGACUUCAGAAUGACCUUCUGCUAGUAGAAAAUUUCUUUCAAGAGCUAACUAAUAACCAUGGAUCAAUACUACCUGGUCAAGAUUCAACUGAGGCUUCUGACGAAAAAAUAGCCAAGUUUCUUCAGACUAUGCAGAGUCCGUUAGGCUGGCGCCACAGGAGACAUCUCGAUGGGCACAUGGCACGUACGAAUAAUGGGAUUGGAGUACUGAAAGGAUUUUCUGGUAUCUUUGAAGACCCAUUUCCAAACUCAUUGGCCAUAUCAAUCUUUGCUUACUAUAAUGGUAACGAGCUACAAUGGUUUGCAGUUACUCUGGACGCUUCCUUAGUAUCCCUACAUCUCUACAAUGGAAACCAAUUUGAAAAAGCUUGUUCCUAUUUACUUACCGGUGGUUCUCAUCUAAUUGCGGACUGUUCCGAGUUUGGAUGCGUUUUUGUCAUAGGCAAGAUUGACGGCAGUGUGACGAUCUUACGUUUACAACGUGAAGUUCAUACAUACAUUCUACGUCCCGUCCAAGAUCUUGAAGGGUUAGGAGAUGUUCGAUUAUCAAUUUGGCAUGGAAUGAAUCAAAUGUUUCUUGGCAUAGCUUCAAAUGCCAACGUAACAAUAUACCAGUGGCUAGGCGAGCAUUUUGAUUCGAUUCAAGUUUUGAACUAUGGUACUGGGAAACUAACACCAUUUAAGAUUGGAGGAUCAAUAUAUUUAACUAUAACUGGAGCUCAGACUACGGUAUUGAGAUUUAUCUUACAAUCAAAUGUGUUUGUUUUGACACAACGACUACCACCAGCAGAUGAUGCUGAAAGUUUUUACAUGGAAAAAGGGCAUAUGAGAGAACACUAUUUAGUUCUAUCAAAUCUGGAGUCUACAAUCAUGUAUAAAUUCAUUCACGACCACUUCGUGCCUUUUCAAAACAUUGAAAAUGCAGAUCGGAUAUCAUCUAUCACAACCAAAGAAACGGUUGUAUUAUUAGCAUUGAAGAGCGGCUUGUUAAAAAUUUACCAAUAUAAUGGUUGGAAAUUCGUUGAGCUUGGCAUAACAAUGGCAGAAAUUGAUCGAAUGUAUCCUACAUAUUUGGAUGGUGAGGUGAUAUUAAUUGUGAAACAUAAAAGUGCUGUAUGGAGCUUCAAGAAAUUAAUUUGGGUCCAACAAAGUACGUGGGAAGUUCUCAGAGAUAAAACGAAGCUGUGGUGUCUUGAAACUAUAGAGAAAGCAAAGAUACAGCCACCAGUGCGACCGAAAUUUAAUGCAGUUGUUAAAAUCCGACACGGACACAUUGGAAAACUUCAGGCAAAAAAGGUAAAAGGUAUGGAACAGCUGAUAAAUUUGUCAAAUCAGUUUGCGGAACUACGAUCUGGUUUGUUAGCAAGAAAACAGUUAUUUUCUCAACUCAUGCCAAAAAAAAACCCCAAGGUCACCACACUGUAUGCCUCUAAAGUCCUUGGACAAUGCACAUUAGAGUGUAAGAUAAAUCGUAUGAGUACUGCAGUAAAAAGUGAGCUACUAAACAACUUAGCAAAACCAAAUGCCAUUGAUCAAAUUUUGGUAUUUGAGAAUGUAAAAGCUCAGUUAACUGGCACUUUGCCGUGUCCAAAGUCCGCAGUUCUACUGAAAAGUGUUAUAGUCAAGAACCGGAUAAAUGGAAUAACAUCUGCAUCCCUCCAAAAAGAUUUAUUGAAAGUAUCCGGAGAACAAGAAAUUACAGGGCACCAUAUUUAUACCAGCCUUUCUGUGUCCAAUGCAUUGGUUCCUCUCGGUAUAUCAACGCGAUCGACUCAACAGGAAAUAUAUGCAAGUUCAAUAAAAGCUAAUAAUCUAUAUUUGGCGCAAGGUGGAAUUUUAUUGCCCUUUAAUGGUCCUCCUGUCAUGAUAAAUGACACAAAAACAGUGUCCAAAGUAAAAAUUACUGGCCCAGUUCACUUGAGAGGGAAAUUAAACGGCGAUGGAGUGAAAGACAUAAAACCAGUAACUUGGAUAGAGAAACCUUUGAUACUUUCGGGUAAUUAUUCGCUACGAAAGGUCACUGUAACAAAUCAAGCAAAGGCUUCAGAUCUGUUACUGGACAGUGAGAGAUCUUUGACUCAGAUUAGGAGUGAGGCUUUACGCCUUGACGAAAGUGUGCCAGUUCACUUGAAAUUGUCAAAACUUAGAACGACUUGGACAAAGAUUACUGCAAACAUAACUGCUGAUUGGGUUACAGCUUUAAGUGAUGAAUCGAUUAUUAAUCAUGUAAAAAAUAUCACUGGCACUAAACGCAGUCCAAAUAAUGUUAUUAUUACAAGUUCAUCUUACGAUGCUUUACCUAUUCCAGAGUUUCAGAACUCUCUUUGUGCAUUAGAGGCAACGAUCACAAACAUUGAAACAUGGUCUGUAAUAGUUGAUGAGGCUUCAGCUAAGACUUUGAAAGCAGUAAAAAUGUUUGGUGCUUCUACAUUGAAUUCAACUGUAGUGGAUACAGCUACAAUAUCAACAGCCAACAAAUUGAAUCUAGCAACGAAAAUUUUCUCAGGAACUGUUGAAGUUCACCAAGCAUUGAUUAAUGAUAUUGCUGGGAUUGAUUUCCAGAGGCUGUGGGUUGCUAUGAAUGCUUGGCGUAAUCCAGGCACUGUUAAUGGUGUCGUGAAUGCAUCAAAUUUAGAUAUUAAACAUCUGCUUGCUGCCAAAGGAUUUGUAACACCUUCAGUAACCAAUGCGAAAAAUUUCGUUUCGAAACGAAACAUAUAUUUUGAAACCUUGAAUCAGCAAAAUAUUUCUGCUUUGGCUCAGAAUAUUAUUAAGUUGGAUGAAACUGCGUUUCUAACUAACAUUGCAUUUGCUGGUGGAUUGGUAGCACGUACGGUCAAGACUUUGGUACCUCCGAUCGAUCUUUCAGGAACUCGUAACAUGGGCACAAAAAUCAUUGCAGGAAGCCUGAAAUCUGCCAAUUUAAUAUUACCCUAUUCUUUCACUUAUUCAUCUAGCAAUACACCUACAAAUCUAAUUGUAAAAGGUUCAAUCACAUUUGCAAUAGAACCAAAAAUUCAAAGUAUCAACGGUCUCACCUUGAACGAAAUUUUUGAAAAUAUUUGGUUCAUCAACAAGCCCUGCAUUCUCUCCAAUACACUAUUUGAUCUUAGGCAUGCAGUAUUCAAAGGACCCGUUCAGAUAUUGGGAUGGCUGAAUACACAAAAUUAUGGCCCUUGGAAUCAAAUCUCGAAGUGGUUGCUUAGUCGAACCAGAUCGCAGGAAAUAUAUGAAAAUGUAUAUGUAAAAAAGGCAAAGAUCCCGAAUAUUAUAAGUACAAAAGCUUCAUCACUCUUGGCAUCCAAAUCUUUUUUAGCUGACCUAGUUGAACACUCAUUAAAAAAAGACAGUAGUCAAACUAUCUCAAAUGCUAUGCAUUUUCAGACAUUAAUAGUAUUAGAUGAUUUAAAAACUCGAGGUAAAAUUAAUGGGAAAGAUUUGUCAAUUGACAUUGUACGUUUUGACGUCAAGGAGAACAUAAUUACUGGAAAGAAAACUGUACUGUCAUUGCAUGCUAAAAACUUUAACGGUGGUUUGAAUUUUGGUAACUGGCAGACAAAUACCCUGAGUGUAGUGAACAAUGGAAAACCGAUUAUUGUUAGGGGAAUAAAAACCUUUGCAAAUAUCAAGCUACUGAAGCCGUUACGAGUGGAUGGAAUGGUGAAUGGGUGCACAAUGGAGAAGUACCUCCUGAAAUCAAUCUCCCAGCAAGUAGGUGGGAUGAAAAAAAUUCAUGGGACCGUAAUUACGUCAAAAAUCGUCAUCGAUGGUCUAGUAAAUGAUGUCAAUUUGGCAUCUCUGGUUGAGCAUCAGUUGAAAAAAAAUAAGCAAGUUCAAAUCAUAAAGUCUCAGAUCAUAAUGAGGGGUGAUGUCGCGAUAAUAGGAGAUGCUGCAGUAAAUAGACUGUUCCAUGGGGUGGAACUUAGAAACUUGGAUCAACUUACUUUGGAUUUAGAAUUAGUCAGUGCCAGAAUGGUGGAACUUAGUUAUGUCGCAAAACAAAUACAUAUAUCAUUAUCACGACGAGCUUGGUAUUGUGAUAAAUUGGAACUGAUUAGAUUAAACUCUACGGCUUUGACCUCAGUCUCCUCCAUAUUUCAUGCGGUACUUUUCGAGGGUUUAGGAAACUGUUUGUUCAAAAUUGGAGUACUAACAUGCGAUGGAGAAACAGUUCAACUUCUUACCUUUCCUCCAAACUCAAGUAGAGUAUUAUUCAACCAAGUUUUUCAAGUGGAGGGAAUUCCACUAGUUGUUGUUGCAACCUCAGAUCCUAAUGGCGGUGUAUGGAUCUAUACUUACGAGAAUGUGGAGAAGAAAUUUCGACAAGUUGCCGGUUUUAACCUACCUGGAGCUACGCAAGCAUCCGCUAUUGUGUCAUCAGGCUCACUCUGGCUGGCUGUGCAGUUGACUUGGGAUACGAUAAUACUACGAUAUGAUGCUUGGGGUCAAUUUGAAGAAUACACCCUACCUGGUUCAGAGUUGCUUUUAAUGGAAGUGGCUCCAACAGGGGAGACCUUAUUAUUCCAAUCUGAUGGUAUUUGGAAAUUAGGAGGACUUUCCGGGCCACGUCAAUUGAUUGCCACUCAAUUAAACGGAAAGAUUAGUACGUACAGAGAUGACAACGAUUACUAUGUGCAGUUGAUAAGAAAUAACAAUGCAAGGUUGCUGAAGACGCGUUACGUUGGUAACUGAAUGAGUUCUCAACGAAUCGUAAGUCGCAUUUAUUUAUAAUUUAUUUUUAGUGUUUAUUUAUUGAAUAUCUGUAAUUUAGUAAUUAUAUAAAAUGGUGUAACAGGUGAACAUUGUAACUUCCUGUGAAGUUAAUUAACUUAAUUAAUCAGCUCAAAUAAUGUAAAAACUUUGAUCGUG